AUGGCCGAUACACCGAGUGACCCGCCUCCAGACUAUGAUAAGUCUACCGCCAGUCAAAGCACUGCCCAAAGGCCAUUGCGCAAAGGUCCUUUACCGCUAGAGCUCCCUAUUCUUAAGCACCUUAACUCUAAGCGAGUGAUUCUCGCAUCUGCAUCUCCUCGCAGGAAGGCAUUGCUACAGCAGUUUGGCCUCUCAAACCUUGAGAUCCUUCCAUCUACCAAGCCCGAGAAUCUUGACAAGGCCGCGCUGGGACCAUUCGAAUAUGUAGCUGCGACAGCUCACCAAAAGUGCAUGGACGUCUAUACCACCGCCUUGGAAGUGCAUUUGAAGUCCAUUCCCGAUCCGGAUCUCGUCAUCGCUGCAGACACUGUCAUCGUUACCAAGGAUGGCCGAAUCCUCGAGAAACCUCGAAGUGAAGCUGAUCACAUCCGUAUGUUGAAGCACCUCCGGGACCAGCGGAUGCACAAGGUCCUGACAGCGGUCACGGUCCUUGCCCCUAGAGAGGACGCAAGGCACCCUGGUUACGAGAUCGACAGCUACACAGAAGAGACUAAGGUGUACUUCCUGAGCGAGACUGAGGGUCUCCCUGAUGAUGUGAUUGAAGCUUAUGUCAAGACUCGAGAGGGCGCUGAUAAGGCGGGUGGCUAUGCUGUUCAGGGUAUCGGCGGCAUGUUGCUUGUUGAGAAGAUCGAAGGUGGUGUAGACAAUGUUGUGGGACUUCCUGUGAGAAAAUGUAUGGCCAUGGCCGAGAAAGUGAUAUUUAGACAGCAAGAGGAGGACUUUGAGGGCGAAGGAUCGGAAGAGGAAUGA
This is a messenger RNA of Fusarium pseudograminearum CS3096, 810 nucleotides long. RefSeq lists its product as uncharacterized. The record is from RefSeq and is a predicted model, not a curated record. NCBI's taxonomy places the organism in Eukaryota, Fungi, Ascomycota, Sordariomycetes, Hypocreales, Nectriaceae. The transcript has 2 exons. The coding region runs from base 1 to 810 and encodes 269 amino acids. Gene Ontology annotation, molecular function: nucleoside triphosphate diphosphatase activity.